Messenger RNA from Phytophthora infestans T30-4, 2373 nucleotides. RefSeq names its product glycoside hydrolase, putative. The transcript has a single exon. Gene Ontology annotation, molecular function: beta-glucosidase activity. The coding region runs from base 1 to 2373 and encodes 790 amino acids. Gene Ontology annotation, biological process: glucan catabolic process. Lineage: Eukaryota; Oomycota; Peronosporomycetes; Peronosporales; Peronosporaceae. The record is from RefSeq and is a predicted model, not a curated record.
AUGGUGAAGCUCUUCCUGGCCGCAGCCUAUUCGGCAGUGGUGACUGCAAUCCUGUCGUUACCUGCUACAGUGUCGGCUACGAAUGCAGCUACGGCUGCUGCUGAGGACAUGGUUUUCGAUGCCAAGGCUCAGUCCAUCGUCGACGGGUUCUCCAUCGCUCAAGUAAUCGGUCAAAUGACGCAAGUCGACAUCAGCACUGUGAUGAACCCCAAGGACAACACUCUCAACGAGGACUGGGUGCGCCUGUACGCUCAGCAAUAUGUUGGGUCGUACCUCAACACUAUUUGGGACGAACCCAAAGAGAAGAAGUACGGCUGGACGGCUUCCGAGUUCCGUUCCGUUGUCAAACGAAUCCAGGAAAUCAGUAUGGAGGAGAACGGAGGUCACCCCAUCAUCUACGGCCUCGACUCGGUGCACGGCGCUAACUACGUUGAAGGGGCUGUCAUUUUCCCCCACCAAAUUAAUGGCGGUGCAAGUUUCAACCCUGAUCUUGUCUACGAGGCUGGUCGUAUCACUGCUCGCGAUACCCAAGCCGCGGGUAUCCCUUGGAUCUUCGGUCCUAUUCUUGAGAUUUCACAGAACCCGCUGUGGUCUCGCACAUACGAGACUUUCGGUGAAGAUCCGUACUUGGCUUCCGUGAUGGGAGACGCUAUCGUUCGUGGUCUCCAGAGCUACAACCAAUCCGCUGCUUGUAUGAAACACUUUAUCGGAUAUUCCAAGACCGCUACAGGACACGACCGCGACAAUGUUGUCAUGGCAGAUUUCGAUCUUCUUAACUACUUCUUGCCUCCUUUUAAAGCUGCGAUGGAAGCUGGUGCCAUGUCGACGAUGGAGAACUACAUCUCGAUCAACGGCGAGCCUGUGAUUGCCAACUCUCGCAUCUUAAACGACCUACUUCGCUCCGAUUUGGGGUUUGAUGGUCUUCUGGUUUCCGACUGGGCUGAGAUCAACAACCUCAAGGACUGGCACCGCGUUGUCAACUCCUACGAAGAUGCCGUAGCUCUAUCUCUGAAGCAGACGUCGCUCGACAUGAGCAUGGUACCCAACGAUACCAAGUUCAUUGACUACACGCAGAGUAUGCUGGAGAAGCACCCAGAACAUGAAGCUCGUCUUCGUCAGUCGGCGAAGCGUAUCAUCAAGACGAAGCUGAAGCUUGGACUGUACGACAACCCGGUUCCCGGCGAGAACUUCGUUUCAAUGGUGGGGAGCGAAGAAGAUAAGACUGCGGCGCUGAAUAUGGCUCGUGAAUCCAUUGUGCUGCUUAAAAACGCCGAGGAUGUCCUUCCUCUUCCAAAGAACGCGUCCGUGUUCCUUACGGGCCACUCUGCGAACAACGUUGGCUACCAGUGCGGUGGAUGGAGCAAGGCUUGGCAGGGAUACUCUGGCAACGAGAUGUUCCCUAACGGAGUCACUGUUCGUCAGGGUUUUGAGAACUUGGUCGGCAAUGAAUCAUUCACCUACUUUAACGGACUGCUUGCAAAUGGCUCCAUCACGGAUGAGGACUUAGCUACCGCUGAAAGUUACGCUAGCCAACACGAAUACACGGUUGUUGUUAUCGGCGAGCCUAACUACACGGAGAAGCCCGGCGACAUUGACAACCUGGAACUUCCAGAGGGCCAGAUCAAGUACAUUGAAGCUCUCCGUGCAACCGACACCAAGAUGAUCGUUGUUCUGUUCGAAGGGCGUCCGCGUCUGCUUGGCUCGAUUCCGGACCACUCGAUGGCCAUUAUUGACGGUCUGUUGCCUUGCGAGCUCGGUGGUCAGGCAAUGGCUGAGAUCAUCUAUGGAGAAGUCAACCCAAGCGGCAGACUGCCGAUCACCUACCCGAAAGACCCGGCCAACGUCGCCAUCCCGUACAACCACCUGGUCACUACGCGCUGCGCCUGGGACAACUGCUGGCAGCAAUGGGACUUCGGCUCGGGCCUCAGUUACACGCAGUUCAACUACUCUGCUGUGACUCUAGACACGACUCUGCUAAGCAGUGCGUCGGAGACCGUCACCGCUACAGUGACCGUCACGAACGUAGGUGCCCGUGCCGGAAAGGAGACAGUCAUGUUGUUCGUGAUCCAACCGUACCGUCUUAUCUCGGUGCCGGAGGUGAAGCAGUUGAAGAAGUUCAAAAAGAUCGAACUGCAAGCUGGCGAGUCCAUGGACGUCUCGUUCACACUAACCACUGACGACUUGAGCGUGUAUGACCCGCAACUCGGCAAAGGUCUGAAGCGUGUGUUCGAGGACAGCGACUACGUGGUGGCCAUCAAACCCGAAACCUGGUGCAAUGUUUACAAUAACAUCACACACCCAUUGUGCGCCGAGUUCAGCGUCGACACCAGCAGCGGUGGGGGCACAGUUAACGUUGGCAGCGGACUGUUGUAA